Arctia plantaginis is the source of this 1836-nucleotide messenger RNA. The record is from the annotation of a GenBank genome assembly. NCBI's taxonomy places the organism in Eukaryota, Metazoa, Arthropoda, Insecta, Lepidoptera, Erebidae.
AUGUUAGACCUAUUCAGCAUUUUCAGUAAAGGAGGGAUAGUACUGUGGUGUUUCCAAAGUACAAGCGAAAUUUUUUCGCCGUCUGUAAACGCUUUAAUUCGCAGUGUAAUAUUACAAGAGCGGUCAGGCAAUAACACCUUUAAUCAUAAUGCCUUAACGCUGCAGUAUAAACUCGACAAUGAGUUUGAGUUAGUGUUUGUGGUUGCAUAUCAACGCAUAUUGCAGUUAUCAUAUGUGGAUAAGUUUCUCAAUGAUGUUCACUUGGAGUUUCGAGACAAGUAUAAGAAUGAACUGCAAGGAGGCCGUCAUAUCAUGGAUUUUGAUUUCAAGAUGACCUUCGACGAAGUUCUGAGGAAGUGUGAAAUUUGGGCCAAAACCCAAGCUAAGAUUCCAAAACAAAUGAGAACAUUUGAAGACUCACUAAAGUCCAAAAAGACUGUAGCUUCUAUGAUUGAGCGCAAAGGAGAAGAGAAAGGAAAGAAAUCAGUAAAAAUAGUUGAAAAUAAGAGUUUGACUAAUGGCAAGAUAGAGGAGUCUCCUGAACCGGAGGAUAGUUUUAUUGCCAGUAACAGAGCCAAGUUGGCUCAGAAACUGGCUUCUAAGGUCAAAAAGGAACCUAAAAAGUCACCGAAGAGUCCCAAGGUAGACCGUGUGAAACAGCCGCGCGUGUGGGAGUUGGGCGGAGGGACACGCGACCUACCCUCGCUUGACUUUAGCACUGACAAGCCGGAGGAUGCUGAGAACAAUGUUUCACCUGACACACAUUUGGUGGGUAAAAUGACCGGCGCUAUUCGCGACCUGGAGGUGGAGUCGGAAGAGAGCAGCAGCGAAGAAGAAAUCGAAUAUAACACACAGUCGAGCCCUAAGAAGACCACGGGCAUGUUCAGCAUAUUCAAGGGGCUGGUGGGUUCCAAGGCACUAUCAGAGGAAACGAUGCGUCCGGUGCUGGAAAAGCUACGCGAUCAUCUCAUCGGCAAAAACGUUGCAGCGGACAUCGCUAACAAGUUAUGUGAUUCUGUCUCCACCAAGUUGGAAGGAAAGGUGCUAGGUACGUUCGACAGUGUAGCCAAGACGGUGAAGGCGACUCUGACAGAGUCGUUGGUGCAGAUUUUGUCGCCCAAACGUCGUGUGGAUAUUCUGCGUGACUGUAUUCAUGCCAAGGAGGAGGGCAGGCCUUAUGUUAUGGCGUUCUGUGGGGUGAACGGCGUGGGCAAGUCGACGAACCUGGCGAAGAUCUGCUUCUGGCUGAUCGAGAACGACAUGUCGGUGCUGAUCGCGGCGUGCGACACGUUCCGCGCCGGCGCCGUGGAGCAGCUCCGCACGCACGCGCGACACCUCAACGCGCUCCACCCGCCCCACCACCACCGCGCGCGACAGAUGGUACACCUCUACGAGAAGGGAUACGGUAAAGACGCUGCCGGAAUAGCAAUGGAAGCCAUCCGCUACGCCAACGAUUCCCGCAUCGACGUGGUGCUGAUCGACACGGCCGGCCGCAUGCAGGACAACGAGCCGCUCAUGCGCGCGCUCGCCAAGCUCAUCAAGGUCAACGAGCCAGACAUGGUGCUGUUCGUCGGAGAGGCCCUCGUGGGGAACGAGGCCGUCGACCAGCUCGUCAAGUUCAACCAGGCGCUCGCCGACCACAGCUCCUCCACCGACCCGCACGUCAUCGACGGCAUCGUGCUCACCAAGUUCGACACCAUAGACGACAAAGUCGGUGCUGCCAUCUCUAUGACGUAUAUAACGGGCCAGCCCAUCGUGUUCGUGGGGACGGGGCAGACGUAUACCGAUUUAAAAGCUCUGAACGUCAACGCCGUUGUUCAUGCGCUGAUGAAGUGA